This is a messenger RNA of Plasmodium adleri (nom. inval.), 2595 nucleotides long. Its product is annotated as serine/threonine protein kinase, putative. Gene Ontology annotation, cellular component: cytoplasm. The transcript has a single exon. Bases 1 to 2595 code for a protein of 864 amino acids. Lineage: Eukaryota; Apicomplexa; Aconoidasida; Haemosporida; Plasmodiidae. Gene Ontology annotation, molecular function: protein serine/threonine kinase activity; ATP binding. Gene Ontology annotation, biological process: protein phosphorylation. The record is from RefSeq and is a predicted model, not a curated record.
AUGCUUAAAUUUCGAAGUAUCUGUACUACCUUAAUUGGUGGUAAGGUUUAUAAUAUAAAUGGUAAGACGAUUAGAGAAGAGAAAUUAAUUUCUGAAGGAGCUUAUUCAUUUGUUUAUAUGGCAAAAGAUCUGAACACGAAUAAAUCAUAUACUAUAAAGAAGACUAUAUGUCAAGAUAAAGAAAAAAUAAACAUGGCUAAAAAAGAAAUAGAUAUAUUAAAAAGUUUACCUCCUCAUAAAAAUAUAGUUCAAUAUUAUGGAUCAACUAUUAUUUCUGAGAAUAAUUACAAAAUAGUUAUUAUGUUAAUGGAAUAUUGUGAGAGAGGAAAUUUAUUAAAUAUCUUUGAAAAAAAUAAAGAUAAGAUUAAAGAAAUUCAUAUUGUAAAUAUAUUAAAAGAUAUAAUUACAGGUUUAUAUUUUUUACAUAAUCAAGAAAUUCCAAUUAUACAUCGAGAUAUUAAACUCGAAAAUAUUUUAUGUGAUAAAAAUGGUGUAUAUAAAAUUUGUGACUUCUGUUCACAUUCUAUAAGCAAUUCUUUUUUUCCUAAUGAUUUAAACAAAACAGAAUUAAAUAAAUUAAAAGAAGAAAUUGAGAGAGAUACGACAUUAAUAUAUAGACCUCCUGAAUUAAUUGAUUUAUAUUCAAAUCUUGAAAUAUCUUGUAAAAUAGAUAUAUGGAUGCUUGGUUGUAUAUUAUAUCUACUUCUUUUUAAAAUACAUCCUUUUCAAAAUAAUAAUUUCUUAUCAAUUAUUAAUGCUAGUUUUACUAUUCCUUAUUCAACAAAAUAUUCUAAACGAAUUAUCUCUAUUUUGCUAAUGACUCUAAAUAAAAAUCCAAAAAAUCGAAUUGAUACCCCUACUCUUUUAUUUAUUCUUGAAAAUUAUGCAGACCUAAAAAAAUGGUUUGCUUACAUACCAGCAGACAUCAAAAAAAGAGUUAACGAAAUUUUUGAAAAAAUGAAUGAACUCAAUAUUAAUAAUAAACACAGUGAUCUUAUUGAGGUUAGUCAUGAGAAACUAAUUGAUGUUAAAAUAUCGUCACAAAAAUAUGAAUCCAAGGUUCCAAAAUGUAAUAAUAAUUUUCUGAAGUUUUUUACCACCAGUAAUUUAAGUGGUGAUAUUUUUAAAAAAAAAAUGGUAACUGAUCAGAAUAGGAAGGAAGACAAACAGGUUAAGCACAAUGAAGGUGAUGAAACCGAAAAAGUUGCAAAUAAUAAUAAUAAAAAGGAUAUAUUAAAAGGUGAUGAAACCGAAAAAGUUGCAAUUAAUAAUAAUAAAAAGGAUAUAUUAAAAGGUGAGGAAGCCAGCAAAGUUGCAAAUAAUAAUAAUAAAAAGGAUAUAUUAAAAGGUGAUGAAACCGAAAAAGUUGCAAAUAAUAAUAAUAAUAAUAAUAAUAAUGAUAUAUUAAAUGAUGAGAUAACCAAUAAUGUAGCAAUUAUGGAUGAUACUGUCAAAUUACCGAAUGAUAAUAUUAUUAACAAUGCAGGUAAUACAAUGGAUAACAAUAAAAACAACAAAUCUGAUGAAAUAUUAGAUAAUAUUGUAAAUUCAAUUGAUAUAAAAAAUUCCGUACCUGACCAGUCAGAAAAUAAAUCAACUAGCCAUUCAUACAAUUUAAUAACAAUUGAAUCUAAAGAAACAUUAAUUAUUGAUCAUAUGGAUUACAAUCCCGUUGGCGAUAAAAUGAACAUGGAUUUUUCUUUUCAGGAUACUUUAUGUAUAAAUGAAAAGAAAAGCAUGAAUAGUUUUUCUAAUGAUUUGAAUGAUAUAAAAGUGGAAAGAGAUAUUCAAAAGGGUGAUUAUUCUGAAAAUAUUCAGGUUGUAAAAAAUAAUAAUGAUGUGCAUCAAAAGGAUUUGAAAGAAGUUGAUGAAGGCACCAAUUUGUUAAGUCUUGAUGUGUUUAAUUGUGAGGAAGAAACGAAUGAUUUAAAAAAUAAAAAGGAAGGAGAUUAUAUAAAGCAAAAUUGUAGUGAUUUUAUAAAUCAAAAUUGUAGUGAUUUUAUUUAUUGUGAUACCCAUUUAAAUAACGAUAUAAAUUUGUUUGAUGUGAUUCAAAAUAAUGAUUUAAAAAAGAAGGAAGAGUUUUUAAAUAUAAACACAAAUAAUGAGUAUGAUAAAAAUACAACAACUUGUAGUAACGAAUAUUAUAAUAUCGGUUUAUUUUACGACCCUUGGAAUAAUAAUACAAAGGAUAAUAAUAUCAUUGGAGGUGAUAAUUAUUGUGUAAAUAAAAAUAAUUUUAUAUAUAACAAUGAUUUGUUUUUCGACAAUUAUGAAUUGUCUACAACUAAUAAUAUAGAAAAGAAGAAUCAUGAUCUUAAAAAUAAUUGUAUGGAUAUAAAUAAUAAUAUAUUUUCUAAUAAGAAUUAUUAUGAACAUGUAGACAAAAAAGAAAAAAAUAUUUCAUAUGAAUAUAAUAUGAAUCACCAUUCCAUAUAUUCUUCAUAUAAAAAUGAAAAAAGAUGUAAUUUAAAUGACAUAAAACAAAAUAACAAUAAUAAUAAUAAUAAGAAUAAUUCUAAAUAUAUUGUAUCAGACAAAAAUGAUAAGUUUUCAGAAUUAUUGGAAGAAUUUCAAAAAUGUUCCAUUAAAUGA